Cryptomeria japonica (Japanese cedar) is the source of this 483-nucleotide messenger RNA. RefSeq lists its product as uncharacterized. The transcript has a single exon. The record is from RefSeq and is a predicted model, not a curated record. NCBI's taxonomy places the organism in Eukaryota, Viridiplantae, Streptophyta, Pinopsida, Cupressales, Cupressaceae. The coding region runs from base 1 to 483 and encodes 160 amino acids.
AUGGAACUUGAAUCCCUAGAAGUGGCCCUACUCAAAACCAACCUUGAUAAAAGAAAGUCAGAAACCCUUAAAAAUAACCCUGCUAAGGCUCGAAAGUUAGAAAAGGAUUCUAGCAAGAAAAACAUCACACUUAACCUUGAUUUACAUGAUUCCGAGGAGGAAGAGGAUGACCCCCAUGAAAAGGAGGAGGGUAGCUCUAGUGAACAAAGAUUGACUUGCCUCCUUGCUAAAAACAAGAGAGUCAAAAUUGAAACCAAGCAUGCCUCCCCUGAACCGGCUGAGUUCCCCUCAGAAGAUGAUGAUGACUCCUAUAGUAAGGAUACAGAAGAUGAGGAAUUUCAAGUGGAAGAGGUGGAACAUGAGGAGGAUUGUAAGGAGGAUUUGGACGGAUUAAGAGAUUCUCUGGAGGACAAAGAGGACUCAGAACAAAAUUACCUACCUCGAAAUUCUCUUGAGGAUGUGGAAAUGGUGCCUUGCUCUUAG